ACCACGUCUGUGUGUAUACCUCUGGAAACAAACUUUUCUCCCCAAAAAUAAUUCGAUUAUCUUCUCUUCUCGUCUUGAUCUCUCAGCCUUGUUUCUCUGUGCAUUCCCUGAUGUUGGUUUCGAGAAUCCUCUCUCGAUUUUCCCGCAGCGCGGGCUUACGCUCCUCUCUCUCCGCCGCCGCUCUUCCGGCGAGGAACCAGGCUCCUAUACUCACGAGCCGCUACCACUCCCUCGUUCACGAAUUCUCUCAAAAGGGGCAGCUUGUUGCAGCUCAUGUGUCACUUGAUUCGUUUCCACUUCAAAGGUUCUCUUUUUCUUCCUCCACCACGCCUGAAUCUAGUGACAAGGAGAGCAACACUGAGGCCUCGAAGACUUGUCAAGAGAAAGCUACAUCUGAGACAAACGAACCAGGUCCUGACUCAGAACCCACCAAAGAUUCUGCGAAGAGAAGGAGGAAAGGUGCUAAACGAGCUGCAGUUCCUGAAUCAGAUUCCGAGAGUGAUGAUGAGGAGAUGUCAAUGGAUGAUUUGGUGAAGCUUGUAGCUGAGAAAGAAGAGCUUCUCUCUGAGAAAGAGCAAGAGAUUAAGCAAAUGAAAGAUAAAGUUCUUCGCACUUACGCAGAGAUGGAGAAUGUCAUGGACAGAACACGGCGUGACGCUGAAAACACCAAGAAGUACGCCAUACAGAACUUUGCAAAGAGCCUUUUGGAUGUGGCGGAUAAUCUUGGAAGAGCUUCUUCCGUUGUCAAAGAAAGCUUCUCAAAGCUUGACGACACUUCCAAAGAUUCCGCUGGAGCAGCUCCGCUCUUGAAGACACUUUUAGAAGGUGUGGAGAUGACUGAGAAACAGCUAGCUGAAGUGUUUAAGAAAUUUGGUAUGGAGAAGUAUGAUCCUAUCAACGAGCCGUUUGAUCCAAACAGGCAUAACGCUGUGUUCCAAGUCCCUGAUGCUUCUAAGCCAGAAGGCACUGUUGCUCACGUCUUGAAGUCUGGAUACACGCUGUUUGAUCGAGUUAUAAGACCAGCUGAGGUUGGUGUUACUCAAGGAGGAGAGAGCCAAGAAGACAAGAAGGAAUCUGAUGCUUGAAAGGAACUCAAGCUGGUUUUCAUAAAUUUUGCUACUCUUCUUUCUUUUCAAUUAAUAGCCAUAGUUUCCUCUUGUCGCUUGGUUAUUCAUUGGAUGAACAAGAUAGAUCUACCAUAAGUUGCCGGACAUGGUACUUGCAAAGGAAGUUCUGCUUCUGUGUCUGUUUUCUGUAUCGUCAUGAGGAUUUAACUGAAAGCUUCUUCACACUAGGGAAAGUGACAGUUGUUUCUCUA
Brassica oleracea var. oleracea is the source of this 1318-nucleotide messenger RNA. Its product is annotated as protein GrpE-like. Gene Ontology annotation, biological process: protein folding; protein import into mitochondrial matrix. Gene Ontology annotation, molecular function: protein-folding chaperone binding; protein homodimerization activity; adenyl-nucleotide exchange factor activity. Gene Ontology annotation, cellular component: PAM complex, Tim23 associated import motor. The transcript has 4 exons. The coding region runs from base 111 to 1085 and encodes 324 amino acids. The record is from RefSeq and is a predicted model, not a curated record. Lineage: Eukaryota; Viridiplantae; Streptophyta; Magnoliopsida; Brassicales; Brassicaceae.